AUGACUGUCACAACAGUUCCUUCAACGCAUCCCAUUGCAAGACGCGGCCCGCUUUCACAGGCAAGCACAGCAGAGUUACACCAGUCCAGCGACCUCCAAUACCAACGUCGCGAAGCUCACAUUCCCAAAGGGUCAAAUGAGGAGGAACAGCACUACAUCCUGACACUUCUUACCGACAAGCGACACCAUGAUGAAAUGACAGCGCUGCGAAGACAAUGGUUUCCUUCGCGACUGCUCAAGGUUGAUGCGCAUAUCACCCUGUUCCACGCGCUACCUGGCUCAAAACUGUCAGAAGUCAAGGCAGAUAUCACGAAUGUCGCAGCUCGAACAGCGAGGUUCCCAAUUGCUGUUGGUAAUCAGGACGUUUACGAAAUGGGAAAAGGCGUUGGCAUCCAGCUCUAUGCUGGUCAGAAGAGGGCAUUGAGCAUACGCAGUGAAUUGAGGGGCAAGUGGGAGCCAUUUCUCAGCGACCAAGAUAGACGAGAGAAAUGGAGAGGCCACUACACCGUUAUGAACAAGCAGGAUGACAAGGAAGAGGUGCAGAAGUGUCUGGAGUACUUGAAGGAUGGGCAUAUAGAUAGCAAAGGAACUGUAGAAGGAUUGAGUCUUUGGUUGUAUGAUAGAGGCUGGUGGCAGGAAAACGAGGUCUUCAAAUUCUCUGGAUAA
This is a messenger RNA of Fusarium redolens, 666 nucleotides long. Its product is annotated as 2'-5' RNA ligase superfamily-domain-containing protein. Bases 1 to 666 code for a protein of 221 amino acids. NCBI's taxonomy places the organism in Eukaryota, Fungi, Ascomycota, Sordariomycetes, Hypocreales, Nectriaceae. The transcript has a single exon. The record is from RefSeq and is a predicted model, not a curated record.